This is a messenger RNA of Schistosoma intercalatum, 3873 nucleotides long. NCBI's taxonomy places the organism in Eukaryota, Metazoa, Platyhelminthes, Trematoda, Strigeidida, Schistosomatidae. The record is from the annotation of a GenBank genome assembly.
GGAUAGAUCAAAAUUCCCAGAAUUAAAAUACGGAAAUUAGCAUUAUUUGGUUAACGAGAUGAAAUUGGCUAAGCACCUCUUAGGUGUUGACCGUUGUUCAGCUUAACCUCAUAUACAUUGUUCAAUCUUCAAGGCCUAGACACUAGUCCGCCUAUUUUGUCUAGGCGUUGUGGCGAUAAUAAUGUACAAAUGUCGGUCUUAGAAGCUGUGCUACAAACUUUAAAAACCCUAAGGUUUGAUAACUCAACGGCACCUUCCAAUGCUUCUGAUGCAGAAUAUGAGAACUUGGAAACAUCUGAAAAACUUCGAGUAUUUCACACUUUACCCACACUAGCCAGUAGUCUGGGUCCGGUGGAUACACGUGAAAAACUCAUACCUACAAUCUCGGAAGUUGUUUCCAACGCCAUUGAUGCUGGCGACGAUGAAAUUCUCAUGGUUAUAGCUCAAAAGCUGAGUUCCUUUGGCGAUCUAGUUGGUGGUGCUGAACACAUAUCUUUAAUUGUGCCCAUCCUGGCAAAUAUCAUAUAUUCCAUCGAGGAAGUUGUUGUAGCUGAAGCUGCUUGUAAUUCUUUAAUAGCACUCCUUCCAAAGCUUCCAAAUGAUGUUGUGGAUAGCACGUUUACCCCAAUUAUCCGUCACAUCAUUGAAGAGGAUCUUUAUUGUGCUUCAAGAAAAGUGGUUACAAAACUAAUUAUUGCCUGUUAUCCAAUGGUCUCAGCACGAAAUCAAGUGGAUUUUAAGUACCGACUUUUCCAUUUGGCUGAUAGUGAAGAUGAAGUCCCUUUAGUUCGGGCUGCUGCUGUUCAACAACUUGUUCCACUUGCAAAACUUUUCGGUCCAGAUUUAAAAUCAGAACUAAGUCUGCUGCUUGCAAGUUUGGUUUCUGAUAAUCAACGUGUUGUUCGAGCAGCCUGUUUACCACCGUUAGUGGAAUUGGGACGGAUGGUUACGGAUGCAGCAGAGUUUGACUCAACUAUCAGACCAUGUAUUGACAAACUUGCUGGGGAUCCUAGCAGAGAUGUGAGGCGGGCGAUGGCAUCAGUUAUCACAAAUCUUCAAACUUUAGUUUGUAAUCAUGGCGGAGCCAAUCGAUCAUUGCAUCAGACUAUGUUAAAUCUUCUAGAAGAUAAUGAAGUAGAAACGCGUAGAAUCAGUGCUGGUCAACUGAAAGAUUUCUGCCUUGCAAGCCCCAAAGAUAUUCUUGUUACCAUUUUGUUACCGCGUUUACGUGAACAUUUAUCCAUGGAACGUGAAGAACGAGUACGUUCUGAAUUGGUUCGAUGUGCUGUUGGUUUGUUACCAUCUAUUCGUCGAGAAGAUUGUCUACCUUUGGUACAGCAUAUUUUAGCAUUUUUAAAUGAUACAAGUUCACAGUCCAAACAAUAUGUAUUCGAGCAUUUUUCUGAAUUAGUAGCUUUAAUGCCUGCUAACGAGAUUCAGCUGACCUUAUUACCAAGUCUACUUCGUCUUUGGCAAGAUAAAAAUUGGCGUGUUCGUCUUGGUGUUGUUCAAUCAGUACCUUGUUUAUAUGAUAAGUUGCCGGAAAAUUGUUUACAGGAAACUGUUCUACCUGCAAAUCUUGCAUGGUUACGAGAUCCGGCGUGGUGCGUUCGUGAAUGUGCUUGUCGUAGUCUUGCUCGUUUAUUAGUAGCAUGUCCGGGAGCUUGCAAAAAAGCAUUCAGUGGAGUAGGAUCUAAAGCGACUACAAACUCUGGUUCAGGUAGUAUAACUUCUAAUCCAAACAGUGCUUCAUCUAAUGUAACUAAUCCAACUAGUGGAACAAAUGCAUCAAAUACUUCCACUGGUAAUCUUCCUAGUUCAACAAAUGCUCAAGUGUUAGAUCAAGCAAAUACUUCCGGUCUUUCAACUACAUCAAAUACUUCUGCUGUUAAUCCAGUCAAUGCUUUAACUACACAAGCUGCUGCAGGUGGCCUUAAAGCUCUUGCCGUAGAUACAAAUUAUCAUCUUCGUCAAAUAUACAUUAACGUAGUACAAGCUGUUUGGGGCCCUGGUAUCUUGGAUGAACCUCCUUACAGUGCCCUAGGUGAUGAUCCUAGCGCAGGAAUUCUCUUUCCUGCUUCCCGUAACAUCUAUGCUUAUUUGUCAUCAAAAACAUCGAAGAACCUCACAAAUUCAGAUAAUGUAAAUGUUACAACAGUUCCUAAAGGCUGCCAAGCACCACCACAAAUACCAAAUGUUUAUUUGACCGGGUGUGUAGCUCAGUUAUUACGUUUCCUAUUGGAGGAUGUAGUGCCAAAUGUACGAAUUUGUGCAACACAAGCCCUCCACGUAAUCUCCGGUUCUCUGGAUAAAAAAACUAUUCAAAAUGAUGUGAUACCGGUUUUAAAAAAAGUCAUAGAUUAUGAUUUUGAUCAGGAUGUUCGAUUUUUUGCACAACAAAGCUUAAACUAUUUUACAACUACCUAAUGUUUAUGCGUGUGUAUUCUUCUAAUUCUGUGACUUUAGUAAAUUUAUAGAAGAAGAAGAAGAAGAACUAGAAGGAAAAACUAUUUCAAUCAUCAUCAUCAUAUGGGGAUACUAACAAUAAUGUGAUGAUGAGCUGUGACUUAUUUAGGGAAAUGCAAUUGAUUCACUCUUUUUCAUGGUCAUUAUUAUGUUAGUUUAUUAUUAUUAUUUUUUCUCCUUUUUUAGAGAGAGAAAUCACUGUUCCAAAGUUUCUUCUACAGUUUUGCUUACUCUAUUUACGUUGCAUUCUUUCUUUUUUUUUCUAUCUGCCUAUACACUUGUUUCUCUCUGUUUAUUUUUCAAAUUGUAAUAACAUUUAUUUUCUACCUGAAAAACAAACACACUAUUCGCUUGUUUGUUUAUAUAUACAUAUAUAUAUAUAUAUAUAUAUAUAUAUAUACAUAUAUUUUGUUUUUGUUUUUUCAUUGUUUAAAGUCAGUUCAAGCAGCAAUUACGUUGUUCUUGUUGGUGUUUUUGUUGUUGGUGUUCUAUGUUGUACUCCUCGUUUGUUUCAUAUUAUGUGAAUCGAUCUCUCUCGCAUAGCAAUUGCUUCAUAUUGCUACUUCUGAUGAAAUUUUAAUUCCUGCUCAUUCAUUCUCUUCACUUUUUUUCUCGUUGCCUUAAAGUUAUUUUUAAAGGUAACAAAAUUGCAUGUGAAAUGUAUUUUGUGUGUACACCACGAUGACCACUACUAAUACUACUAUCAAUCAGCCCAGACCUUUCUCACCCUUUUCCACACAAUAUGCAUAUAAACUUGAUAUUGUUCUUUUGACUGAAUUUUGUUGGUUAUUGUUAUCGUCAUUGCCAAUGCUCGUUUGUUUUUUCUAUUCAAAGUAAUAAAGAGAUUGAAGCUCUAACAACGAUGACAACUGCAGCCACAAUGAUAAUAAACUUAAUUCUAACUAGCUAACUAACUAUGUAUCUUUUGUUUCAUCUUGCUUUAUAUAAUUCUAAUGCUAAUAAUGAUGAUCAUAAUUUUAAAAGUAAACCAGAAAUUACAGUUGCACACAAAUAUGUUAGUUGUUUUCUGUUCUUUUUUUAUUGUUCAAUGAAUGUGGCCAUUACUUUCUUUUUAGUGAACUUUAGUGUGCAAUCUUGACAGUUGUUAAUGUAAUAACUUUCUCGAUGUAUUGCAAAUGGAUUAGUUGUAUGUGUGUGCGUGUGUUUUUCAAUCACCUCAUUUAUCUUUAAAAUUCCAUUAGGUCUGUUAGGGAUAGUAGCUAAUAACAUUUCAACAUAAAUACAAACACUUAUUUGACUGUAAUUGCUCCCAUAAUCUAUUUAUAGUACAAAUGAGAUGUUCCAGUGGUCUAUCGUUGGGUGAAUGGAUACUCAGUAUUUCUGUCUGUGUUUUCUUUUACAUAUAUGAAAACAGAAAAUGAGAGUAUAAUUUUAAAAUUGGGUUUC